UUCCGGGGGAACACUACCAUCAGGAACAGUCGACUUCAACAUCUAGUCAUGGCUGUGCUAAGCUUAUCGAAGGCUAUUAGCUUCUUUUCGUUAUUUUCCAUUUGCAGCGGACUUAAGGUGCCAAUUAACAAAAAUGGACCGAUGACGGACAGUCGUUUCAGUGGCAACCAGGAAACGCCACUCCAUUGGAGGAACAUAGCAAAAGAAGACCUUAAUAGGCGACUGAAUUUCAAACCAAACGUAGCUGUCGCUAAAAAUGUGGUAUUUUUCCUUGGCGAUGGAAUGGGAAUAUCCACGGUUACCGCGGCGAGGAUCCUGAAAGGUCAACUAAAGAACAGGACCGGGGAAGAGGGUCAGCUUGUCUGGGACGAGUUCCCUAAUGCAGCACUAAGCAGGACAUAUAAUCAGGACCACCAGACCCCAGAUUCCGCCGGAACCGGAACUCAGUAUCUUUGUGGUGUUAAAUCCAAUAUGGGCAUGCUGGGACUGGAGGCAAGAGUGGAGAAAGGAAAUUGUACGCAAUCAAAGGGCGCACACCUGACGUCAAUAUACAACUGGUCAAUGGAUAAAGGAAAGAGUGUCGGAGUGGUGACCACAACGCGCGUCACACAUGCGACCCCCGCCGCUGGUUAUGCUCACAUUGCUAAUCGGGACUGGGAAGGGGACGCGCCAAUGGGAGAUAUGGUUGGAAAAGGUUGUAAGGACAUAGCUCAACAAUUAGUGGAGGAAAAUCGAGACAUCAAGGUUAUUAUGGGAGGCGGAAGACAGUACUUUGUACCAAACGAUACUAUUGAUCCGGAGCACCGAAACGUGUCAGUUGAUGGACGAAGGGACGGACGCAACCUGAUACAGGAAUGGAUCGAGGACAAACAGAAGAGAAACCUUUCACAUCGUUACGUAUGGAAUGCUACCGACUUUAAUUCAGUGGACCCGAAAAAAACGCAAUACCUCAUGGGAUUAUUUGAAGCAAGUCAUAUGCAAUACGAAGUUGACAGAAAGGAUCCUAACUACGAAACAGCUGGCGAGCCUUCCCUCGCAGAGAUGACGAACAAGGCCAUUCAAAUACUACAACAAAACGAAGACAAAGGAUUUUUCUUACUUGUCGAAGGAGGUAGGAUCGAUCACGCCCACCAUGAAAAUCACGCGGAAAGGGCCCUCCAUGACGUGUUGGCUCUGGAAAAGGCUGUAGAAACAGCAAUCAGCCUUACUAAUGAAGAUGAUACUCUGAUCGUGGUCACUGCUGACCACUCUCACACCUUCGUAUUAUCCGGUUAUCCGUCGCGUGGUAAUCCAAUACUUGGUCUGGUUGAUGACACGAAGGGUGGGUACAUGCUUGCGGAAGACAACAAAACGUACACAACUCUCCAGUACACAAACGGCCCUGGAGGGUUAGAGAUGGACGCUCUCCUUCAUAACCAAGCCUACCGAGGUCGGACAAACCUUACUGAAACCAAAACAAUAAUAAAAGACUUCACUACACAGUCCGCUGUUCCUCUGGCUUAUGAGACACACGCCGGGGAAGAUGUCGGUAUAUAUGCCAGAGGGCCCAUGUCACAUCUUUUCCAGGGAGUACACGAGCAGCACUAUAUUCCACACGUUAUGGCGUUCGCUUCCUGUGUGGGUGAUUACAAAGAUGAUGAUAACUGCGCAGCUUCCGCCCAGCAUUCAAACGGCGUUAAUGCUGCGGACGGUGUUAAUGCUGCGGACACACUAAGAAGCACUUUGGUUCAAAUCUGCACUGUGGUUAUUGUCCUUAUGUUAGAUAGAUUUUGAAAAAAAUGUCGUUUUCAAUUAAGCACGUCCGAAUAAAAGUCGGCACAAAAUAUGAAUAUGAUUUAAUUCACAUGACGGAACUUUUUGUACAGCCAAAAUCGCAGCAUACAUACAUCCUUAAGUACAUUGCCAUUAUGAUUCGGUUUGGAUAUUUUUUGUCUCAACGACAUUUUUACAGGGUGGGAUAUUGUAAUUAUCCCCCUUUGGUUGUCAGUCCCUAUCGCCACGUUUCCUAAUUUUAUCUCCAGUUCUCGAUCUACACACAGUGAGUGUGUUUGCCUGGAACUCCUUCCAUGCCCAAAGGUCAAAGGUCAAGGGUAUACAUGGUGUAAUAAGAAAACCGCGUCAUGUAGUGUUUCUUUGGUCGAUUUCAUUGAAUCUCUAUUUUCAUAAUUCUCUUUAUCACUAUUGUCACAGAGAAACUCAAACAUUUAACGCUUUAUUAACUAAACUAGAACGAUAUUGUUCAGAUUAACAUUCUCAGACAGACGAUGCUUGGUUUCACGAUUGUAUUUUGAUUUGAUGGCCUUAACAUAACGUACCUGUUACGUGUAACACGAAUGGGAUUUAACGUUUUUUUAUAUCACGGAAACUGAAAAACCGAUUUCUGAUGGCUAAAUUGCAAGUAGUGACCUUAAUUUAAGUGUGUCUUGAAUUUGUGUGAUUUCUUGUGAGGUUUAGCAAAGCGUAAAUCCAAGAUGAAGUUCAAAAGAAAUGAUGAUUCACAAUUACCGAAAGAUAAUUUUUUUUCAAUGAUUUACCAAUGAGCGGAUUACAGUAAAAUUAAUCAGUUGUCUCCUACAACUUUCGUCACGUUAUCACAAUCAAGAUUAUAUAUUGGUUAUUCUAUAGGGUUACUACAAGUCAAUUGUUUACCUCUUGUGUAUUUUGAUUUCAUUUGUUGUACAUUUUGAAUUAAAU
Messenger RNA from Pecten maximus, 2694 nucleotides. RefSeq names its product alkaline phosphatase-like. Gene Ontology annotation, molecular function: alkaline phosphatase activity. NCBI's taxonomy places the organism in Eukaryota, Metazoa, Mollusca, Bivalvia, Pectinida, Pectinidae. The record is from RefSeq and is a predicted model, not a curated record. The transcript is spliced from 10 exons. Bases 49 to 1773 code for a protein of 574 amino acids. Gene Ontology annotation, biological process: dephosphorylation.